GCCGAGCGAAUCCCUCGACGGCGGCGGCCACCGCAAAAUCGAACAAGUUGUUCCCGAUAACGGACGGUGUGUGCUUUUUGGGGGACGGCUCAGACGGCUUCGGGAGAGGCGAAAGCUCGCACACCGUUAUCAGCUGCUCGUCGUCGCCGUCUUCUGAACCCACGUCGUCACAGAGGAAAAUCCGAGUGAAAAGUUGGAUUUUCCUUUUUGCGGAGAAAGGUUUUUCCGGAUUUACGCAGUGAAGUCACGUUUGGUUUUUCGAGGGGUUUUCGCGAACGGGUUCGGAACUGCCGGAUCGUCCGGCAGGGAGCAGAAAUGCCCAGCGUCAGAAGGAUGAUCCUGGGCCACGUAAUGUCCGGGCUGUGCAGCAAGAUGAACCGGACUAAGCAGCUUCCGGCGGACCUGAUGGAGACCCCGCUGAACCGAUGUCUGAACACAUUCGAUAUCACGCUGCUGGGAAUCGGCCACAUGGUGGGCGCCGGCAUCUACGUCCUAACCGGAACCGUUGCCCGCGAGAUGGCCGGCCCCGGAAUCGUGCUGUCGUUCAUCCUGGCCGGCAUGGUUUCGAUGCUGGCAGCGCUGUGCUACGCCGAGUUCGGAACGCGGGUUCCCAAGGCCGGCUCGGCCUACGUCUACACGUACGUAUCGAUUGGUGAGUUCUGGGCGUUCGUCAUCGGUUGGAACAUCCUGCUGGAGCACAUGCUGGGGGCGGCAUCGGUGGCACGUGCCUGGAGUGGUUACGUCGAUUCGAUGCUGGGCAACAUUGUGGCAAACACAACGAUGGAGAUUACCGGCGAGAUGCACGAGCAGCUGCUGGCCAAAUAUCCGGACUUUCUGGCGUUUGGCGUUUGCAUGAGCUAUGCGAUUGCGUUGGCGACUGGAGUUAAGGCUACGGCCAUGAUUAAUAGUAUUUUGACCACGGUAAACGUAAUCGUGAUGGCCCUGGUGGUUGGGCUGGGCUUUUGGUACGCUGAUGCUGGAAAUUGGUCACUGCCCGAGCAGGGAUUUUUGCCGUAUGGAUUUGGAGGAGUUUUGGCGGGAGCGGCCACGUGUUUUUACGCGUUCGUUGGCUUUGAUAGCAUUGCUACUUCCGGUGAAGAGGCAAAAAAUCCGAGCGUUUCCAUUCCGCUGGCCACGAUUCUUUCGUUGUGUGCCGUAACCAUUGGGUACGUCCUGGUGAGCGCAGCUUUGACGUUGAUGAUACCGUACAACGAAAUCAAUCCGGCAGCUGCUCUUCCGGAUGCCUUUGGGACACGUGGUAUUGCGUGGGCCAAGUACGCGAUUUCAACGGGAGCUAUUUGUGGAAUGACCACAACUCUGCUUGGAUCUCUGUUUGCUCUGCCGCGAUGUCUGUACGCCAUGGCCAGUGAUGGAUUGUUGUUUUCCUGCUUUGGAAAGGUCAAUACCAAGACACAGGUUCCCUUGUUGAACCUGGCGGUUUCAGGGCUAUGUUCGGCUUUGUUGGCACUCCUGUUUGAUCUGGAGAAGCUCGUGGAGUUCAUGUCCAUUGGAACCCUUAUGGCGUACACCAUCGUCAGUGCCAGCGUAAUUGUCCUUCGCUACAGACCGAUAGCCGUGGAGGAGACUGUCCACCUCGCUCCGGAUACCCCAGGAACGGACGAAGAAGAAGGCGCUUCCUCUUCUUCCCAAUCGAGUGCCAUUGAUCCGUCUUCACCGACCAGUGAAAUGAUUGAAAUAGCCCUAGCAGGACGUCUGCGUCCUCAGUUCCGCUGGUUAGAGCCGGUUCUAGGACGUUGCGAGCCUGGAGUGGCCUGUUCCGGGGCAGUACUCCUUUUCUGUGUGCUUAGCGUAGCGAUUUGCUUUCAACUACAGGCUUCCUGGGAUGACCUUUACAACGGCGUUUGGUGGGCUCUUGGCCUCUAUGGAUUCCUGCUGUUCUGCCUAGUCGCAUGUAUCGUAGUAAUUUCGGCCCACCACCAAAACACUCGUGGACUCCAGUUCAAGGUCCCACUGGUUCCGUACAUCCCGGCGCUGAGCAUCUUCUGCAACAUCGAACUCAUGGUCCAUCUGAGCUUCCUGACGUGGCUGCGGUUCUUCAUUUGGCUUUCGAUCGGAAUGCUGGUGUACUUCCUGUACGGAAUCCACAACAGCAAGGAAGGUGAACUAGGCGUAACCUCCUAUUCAAUGUUAAUGUCCACCCAGGAGGCGAUCCGGGGCUGGGGCGCAACGCACUCGGCCGGACUGACCGGUGGAACGCGGGUCACGGUGACCAAGAUCGUAAAGGGCCGCGUUAGCCGGAAAAGUGUCGACAAGCAAGCCAUCAUCGACGACGACGAUGAUGACUCCUAAACUGCAACUAACAAGCAAUUUCUGGAUAGUAUUCAUGAGGAAUUUUACGUUCUAUACGCUUCAGGUGGCACAAUUAGCCGAACGUUUUCGGUUUACAGAUAUUCAAGGCAACUAACUUUAUAAAGCUUCCACUUUGGAAAACGAGAACAUCCUUGCACAAUAUUUUUUUCUCUCGAAUCAAUGCACAACAAAUAAUCUACCAUGAAAACCAUGAAGAUAAUCUGAAAACCAAUCACUUGCAUCAAAUUCGAUUAAACUGUUUAAUCCAGUUUAAGCUCAGUUAGAUUUAGUUUAUAUAUUACCGUUAGACCUGUUAGUACCUGUUCUCGAAGACCUUUCCGUCUCCAUUAAACAAAAUGUAUUAACAUUAUUUUUAUAGAGAGAAUUCGAUUCUUUAUUGUGCUCUUAAUAAGUUGGGAUACAAAUAGAAGUUUAUUUUAGAAAUAUUUACCUUCUACAUAUGAUAGACUAAAAGUGUAGAAACCAACAACAUUAACAAUAAUCUAGCAACAAAUACACUUCUGCGGAAAAUAUGCUAACAAUAACACUUAAUCUGUAUUGAGCAGCUUUUCGUGGGUCAUUUUCUGUCGACUAUUGGUCUACACACUCGAUAGCUAAAUGAUAAAGAGUACAUUAUUCAUAUUACAAAUAUUAUAUACACAAUCACACACAAGUCACACAAAUAUACAUAUAUUUAUAACACGUAAGAACUAGUAUAACUAACAUCACACAUACCACAUAAAAUAUUACAAACAAUACGUAUUGUAACCUAAAGAACACAAACAAAUAACCCAGCGACACAAAAAUUUGGUGGAAAUUGGAAUGUUGAACAUGAGAAAAAAGCGACAGAUCAAUUAGUAGUGAAUAUACAAUAUUCUUUUAACAAAUUCGUAUUUUCAAUAUAACAGCUGAUGGUGUGAACCUCUACUCACGACGAUCAACUUGAAGUUUGUUAGGUACACCAUUCACGAAACACAAGAAUGAAAAUAAAAAGAUACAGAUCAUUAAUGUACUACCGCUACAUAUUGUAUAUCAACAGAUGUAACUGAAGUAACACAAUAAAAACGCUAUCCUUUCUGUA
Molecule: messenger RNA, 3391 nt
Organism: Culex quinquefasciatus (southern house mosquito)
Lineage: Eukaryota; Metazoa; Arthropoda; Insecta; Diptera; Culicidae
Product: cationic amino acid transporter 4
Exons: 4
Coding region: 316-2310 (664 amino acids)
Biological process (GO): amino acid transport; transmembrane transport
Cellular component (GO): plasma membrane
Molecular function (GO): amino acid transmembrane transporter activity
Source: RefSeq, a predicted model, not a curated record